Dichotomopilus funicola is the source of this 2427-nucleotide messenger RNA. RefSeq lists its product as uncharacterized. The record is from RefSeq and is a predicted model, not a curated record. Bases 1 to 2427 code for a protein of 808 amino acids. NCBI's taxonomy places the organism in Eukaryota, Fungi, Ascomycota, Sordariomycetes, Sordariales, Chaetomiaceae. The transcript is spliced from 4 exons.
AUGGCGGGCGGCACCCGCUCUAGCAUUGGGCCCUCGGUCAAGUUUGUGGGACACGACGCCACUGGGCUUCCCGUGAAGCGCAAACAAGUUCAUCAGGCAUGUUUGCCCUGUCGGAAGCGGAAAGUCAGUUCAGUCCCGACCAACGACGACGACGACGGAGAUCGGAGCAGCCCUUCCCAGCCGGCCGCCGCAACCGAUAGGGACACCUCCGACGCCGCAGCCCAGCUACUCCGCUUCUUCCACCACGGGGCGGACAAGUCCACCUCCGACAAUGCCAAGAACCCCCCCGUCCCACGGCCACGACCCAUGUCUCCGGAGCCACCAUUCCUAGGAGAUCUAAACCCCGAGGGCAUUCUUGCUGAGGCUACCAUGGCUCCAUCGCAGAAACCUUCGCAAGCCGCUGAAGACGCAGAGCAUCAAGUGCUAGGCUACUUACCACCGACUUCGCCGCGUCAGAGCAAGGGGACUUAUAAACCCACAGAAACAGGAACAACGACGAGCGCAUCCGGUUCAGCCGGACAGACAUCCGGCCCAUUCUUCUCACUCCCCCAGGGGGAUGGCACCCGAUUCACGAUUCAUGUGCAGGACACGGCCGGGCUCGUGGCCAUCGCCCAGACCAUUGCGAACCGCACGCUUGCCGACAAGGUCAUGCCGUCAGCGGCAGCAUGGGAAGCCAUGAGAGACUUGUAUCUCCGUAAAAUCCACCCCAUCUUCCCGAUCUACGACAAGUCCGAAUUGGUCAACCUUCCUAAAGACACCGCCCUGCGUGAACUUAUCCAGGGCUCUGUAUGUCUCGCUGCAGCAACCGACCCGGAUGUCGGGCAGCUCUUAACGUUCAAGUCCCAUGCCAACGGGGCUACCACCGACGCUAUCGUGUCGUUUGACGAAUACUCCCGCGAGAUGGCCUGUUUCAUCAACAAACGGCUUGUAGAGCUGCAGGAAAGCCGGCAGAUCUCGCUCAUCAAUCAGAUACAGGUCAUGGGCCUCACCUGCUUCUACUGGCAGCCCGCGAACCCCAUAGAACGGUUUGAGCCGCUCAACCUCUACGCCAAGCUGGCGAGCAUUGUGCACACCCACGGUGUGCACGUUGGUGUUCUCGCGCGUUCGGCCGCGGACACGGGAGCGGGGCAUGGGAGUCGGGUGUUCAAGUGUCUCUACGCGCUUGACCGGCUCAUUGGCGCGAUUUCGGCAAGGCCGCUGCUGUUCCACAACUUUGAUCUGGUUCAGAUUCCGCGGCCGGAUGCUCAAGAUCCGCCGAUCUUCAGGUUAUUCAUGUCUUUGAUCCAACUUCUGGACGAGGUCAUCGAGAUGUACCGCCCGCGGCCCAAGGUCAGCUUCGUGGACCUGCCUGUGUUUGAGCGCAUGGCCAUUGAAGCGGGCGCGCAGUGUGAACCGGAAAGCCUGUUGGUCACGCUCGAAGUACUCUAUCACGCGAUCGGCGUACUCUCGGUCCGCAUGCCGCGCCACCGGUUCCGCACCGCACCAGAAUGCGACACGCGCCUAGUCCCACCGACGCAGCAUCUUCCACCCAGCAGCAUGAACGCGCGGCGAUCCCACUCGGCCGACCGCAUCCUGGACGUCAUCAACGACUACAAGCUUAGCCCGAUGCCAUUUGUACCAUAUGCCUCGACGCUGUCGCUGAGCGUCGCCUAUCGCAAGUGGCGCUUCAGCCGGCUGCCCAUGUUCCGGACCAGGGGAGGUGCGGAUUUUAAGAAGGUGUUGCCGGUGGUUCAGCGGUUGGGGGCGAUUUGGAGUAGUGCGCGCAUUAAUGGGCAGUUGGGGCAGGCGGUGAUGUUGAAGUUGGAUAGUAGUGAGGCGGACAGGCAGCGGAAGAAGGGUGAUGCGGGCAAAAGGGGGCGGGAUCAGUCUGUCUCUCAGACGAGAGCCAAACGAGCGUGCCGACCGAGAGACGUCGGCAGCAGUGCUCGCCCUGCUGGAAGCAGUAACCUAGCACCAGCACGCAACGCUCCCCAGGCCGCGGAUCACACCAAGCCAUGGCCUCAGACCACGCCGGAAACACACCUUCCUUCUCCAACAACAACCACCACUACCUCAUCCACCGACCGGAUACAACCGACAUCGAUGCCACAACAGCAACAUAUUCAACCGCUCCCACCGACCUGGACAGCGGCCUGGACGAGCGAGGCUCCAACUGCGCAUCAAGCACUGCCCACAUCUUACCAAACCUUUGCCCAAGCCACAGAGGACGAAGCCAUCCCUCUCCCAGGGACCUGCGACCCAAGUAUGGGCACCACCGCAUGUGAUGACACAGGCCUACUGGCAGUCGAUGACCUGCUCAUUGACGAUGACGCGCUAUUCUCAGCGUGGGACCCGCAGUUUGCGCAGUCGGUGGAUUUUUCAUUUUGCAGUAUUUUGGAUCCGGGGAACCCGUUUGCUUGGCCGGAGUAUUGUGGGUAUUCGGGGUGA